AUGUUCGCAGCUGCCGAAGACAGUAAAAACGAAAAGGACUACGUAAAUAUGGACGAAUCACUAACUGAAAAUCUCAAAAAAAAACUGUACGAAUCCGCAACGAAUGAGGCUGUGCAAUCCGAACAAUCAAAACUCCAAGCAGCAGAAAUGGUGAGCAGUGAAGAGACGCUGAAUUUACCGCUUGAAGUCAAGGCUGUGAACCAAAAGGACUGCAUUCAGACAUACAAAAAUGUCCGAGGAAUGUGUAAUCCACCGUCAACAUCACAGCUGUAUCGAGCCUGCAAAUCUUGGUAUAGACUCUGCCCAGAUUAUCAUGAAUUGUCGUUUUCUCCAGAAACAGCAGUGCAAAGUACAGGAUAA
Messenger RNA from Gongylonema pulchrum, 360 nucleotides. Lineage: Eukaryota; Metazoa; Nematoda; Chromadorea; Rhabditida; Gongylonematidae. The record is from the annotation of a GenBank genome assembly.